Paraglomus brasilianum is the source of this 735-nucleotide messenger RNA. The record is from the annotation of a GenBank genome assembly. Lineage: Eukaryota; Fungi; Glomeromycota; Glomeromycetes; Paraglomerales; Paraglomeraceae.
AUGAAGCAAGGAAAUUAUUGGGCCAAUAAUGUUAAAGAAGGCGAAGUAGUUGAGGAAUUUAUGAAAAAAGAAAUAGGGUUUAGUGAUAGUAAGAUGGUGGAGCACUUUUGCUCGCAAGCAGUAGUGAAAAAAGACAAUAACGAUGAUAAAAAUAGUCCUUCUUCCCCUAGUCUGGUUUCUCAAGAGAUAACUAAUUCAAACAGCACACGUGAUGAUUCGACAAGCCUAGAAAACUCUCCUCAACUGAACCCAGAAAAAGAUAAAUCUCCCGAAGUAAAAAACAGUGUUAAAACUAUCAGAUUUGAAAAUAAGGAGAAUAAUAGCCAAAAUAAUUCGGCUAAAUCUAACGAUGAUAAUAAAGUCCAAAUCAUUGACCCACGAAGUAUUAAGCAGAUAACUUUAACGGCCGAUGGCAAUUUAGUGAUUGAAUUUAAUAGUGAAAAGUUAGAAAAUGGCGACUCAAUAUCGCAAAAUCAACAAGUUAUAACAAGUGAGCAAAUAAAUAAUAAUCAAGAACUCCAAAAAAUUAAAAAUUAUUGCCAACGGAAUGGGAAAAAUAGUUUAAGUCAGCAAGAAUUAAAUAGCCUUAUUAAUACUAAUAAAAGUGAUUCCGCACUGGCAAACAAGAUCAAGAAUGAUAAUAAUAACACACUAGCAAUAGGAUUAGUCGCAGCGUUCGCCUUAAUAGUUGGGUUAGUGAUUGGAUUAGUUGUAAAAAGAAAAAAAAGAAAUUAG